Ostrinia nubilalis (European corn borer) is the source of this 1572-nucleotide messenger RNA. RefSeq names its product E3 ubiquitin-protein ligase RING1 (gene Sce). The transcript has 4 exons. NCBI's taxonomy places the organism in Eukaryota, Metazoa, Arthropoda, Insecta, Lepidoptera, Crambidae. The record is from RefSeq and is a predicted model, not a curated record. Gene Ontology annotation, molecular function: chromatin binding; ubiquitin protein ligase activity. Gene Ontology annotation, cellular component: ubiquitin ligase complex; PcG protein complex. Bases 59 to 1198 code for a protein of 379 amino acids.
AGCGGGGCAAAUUGUCAAUUUUAUUUAGAAAUUGCUGAAAAAGUGGAAAUAGAUCAAAAUGUCGUCUCUAGAACCCUCACAAAAUAAAACAUGGGAGCUUUCCCUGUACGAGUUACAUCGUACACCGCAGGAAGUUAUCACAGACGCCACAGAAAUCGCGGUCUCCCCGCGAAGCUUACACAGCGAAUUGAUGUGUCCUAUUUGUUUGGAUAUGCUGAAAAAGACGAUGACUACAAAAGAAUGCCUCCACAGGUUCUGCUCUGACUGCAUAGUUACAGCUCUGCGAUCGGGCAAUAAAGAAUGUCCUACUUGUAGAAAAAAGUUGGUGUCGAAGCGUUCCCUUCGACCCGAUCCUAACUUUGAUUUGUUGAUCUCGAAGAUAUAUCCGAGCCGGGACGAGUAUGAGGCGCACCAGGAGCGGGUUUUGGCCAAGCUUAGCAUGUCGCACUCGCAGGCAUCGCUGGUGAAUUCUAUCACGGAGGGAAUCAAAAUGCAAUCUCAGAACAGGCCGCAAAGGUCGCGUAAGAAUCAUGAGGAGAGUAACGGGGCUACAAACUCUAAUGGGACUCCUGAGAACACUCAGAAUAACGGGAGUAGUACGGCGCCUGUCCCUAAGGAUGGUGCUUCCACAGCGAGUAAUCCGACGCCUCCGGGGCAGUCUACUUCGAAUCCUGCCUCAGUGCGGAGCACGCCAUCGCCCGUGCUGUCUAGUGUCAGUUCCGUGUCAAAAAACACCAGCACCACUAAGAGAGCCAAGUCUAUAUUGACAUCAGAAAGGAGUGAGGAGAGUGAAUCUAGUGAUGGCAGAACUGAAGGAGAAAACUCGAUGGACACAGAAGGCGAAGGAGAGCCAUUACAUCCGAAUGAGAUUGAACUGGUCUUCAAACCACAUCCCACCGAGAUGACUGGAGACAACCAACUGAUGAGAGCUCUAGGUGACAGCUCUGUGCGGUACUUGAAGACUGUUGCUAAUGCAUCAGUUGACCAUCUCAGCAAGUAUUUGGCAAUGCGCCUGACAUUGGAUCUGGAUGCAGAGCUACCAGAAGCAUACCGCCUGCUCAAUUUCUGCAUCUACGUAGCACCCUCGCCAGGACAGUUUGUGCCACUAGCCGGAUCACAGACUUUGAGGCAAAUCAAUGAUAAAUUCUGGAAGGUCAACAAGCCCCUAGAGAUGUACUACUCAUGGAAGAAAACCUAGAAGUGAAUAGCAUUUUAGUUGUGUGACACAUAGCUAAAAUGUUAUCGGAAGUGAUAUAUUUUGAAACAUAUUUUAGGUAUUAAAUGAUGGCGCAAUCUGAAUCAUAUUUUCUAAUUUAAAAAAUACUACAACAAACUGGUAUAUUAUAUUUUUUGUUAGAAAAUGUGUUGUCUGUCAGCCAUGAAGUAUUUUAAAAUAAUGAAAUGAGAUAAAUGGACUCUUUUUAAUGUAUGUAUAGUAGCAUGUGAUAAUAUGCAAUGGAAUUAUUUGAAUUGUCAAAUGUAUUUAUGAUGAAUGGAUUGGUAAUGUAAAGAUGUUAGUUUUUAACUAUAUCAUAUAAUGGUUCUUGUAAUUAAAAUGCAUUUAGAUUUUAA